GUUAUCUGGACUGUUCUGGAAAGGAAAUCUGUGAACACUGUUGAUCUGAGUUGGGAACAGAAUGUCUACUACAGAACCAUUUUUAGCAGAUGGCAAUCAGGAACUGUUUCCCUGUGAAGUCUGUGGACGACGCUUUGCCGCAGAUGUUCUGGAAAGGCAUGGACCAAUAUGUAAAAAACUCUUCAACAAAAAGCGUAAACCUUUCAAUUCCUUAAAGCAAAGAUUAGAGGGCACUGGUGUCCCCACUGUGAGAACUGCUCCUCCACCCAAGCCUCAACCUGUGAGAAAAGCUAACUGGAGACAACAACAUGAAGACUUUAUUAAUGCGAUUCGAUCAGCGAAGCAGUGUACCAUAGCCAUUAAAGAAGGCCAGCCUCUCCCACCUCCUCCCCCUCCGUCCAUCAACCCAGAUUAUAUUCAAUGCCAAUUUUGUAUGAGAAGGUUUAAUGAAAAUGCAGCCAGUCGGCAUAUAAAUUUCUGCAAGGAUCAGUCUUCUCGCCGAGUCUUUGAUGCAGCCCAGACCGCAGCCAGACUGGCAUCCAGAGCGCAGGGUAGGGCUCAGGUGAGCCCUAAGAAAGAGCCGACUAUUACCAGUGCUGUGGGAUCUCUGCUGCAGAACAGGGCCCCUGAGGCCAUGAGAGGAGCCCCAACCCGGCCAGGAUUAGCAGUGGACCCUGCUUCUGGACCAAAACUCAAACAAGGAUUUACUAAAUCUCCUAAAAAAGAUUAACUCCUAGAGGCCAG
Molecule: messenger RNA, 744 nt
Organism: Molossus molossus (Pallas's mastiff bat)
Lineage: Eukaryota; Metazoa; Chordata; Mammalia; Chiroptera; Molossidae
Gene: ZC2HC1B
Product: zinc finger C2HC-type containing 1B
Exons: 7
Coding region: 62-730 (222 amino acids)
Source: RefSeq, a predicted model, not a curated record